Molecule: messenger RNA, 1904 nt
Organism: Annulohypoxylon truncatum
Lineage: Eukaryota; Fungi; Ascomycota; Sordariomycetes; Xylariales; Hypoxylaceae
Product: amino acid permease/ SLC12A domain-containing protein
Exons: 1
Coding region: 155-1834 (559 amino acids)
Biological process (GO): amino acid transmembrane transport
Cellular component (GO): membrane
Molecular function (GO): amino acid transmembrane transporter activity
Source: RefSeq, a predicted model, not a curated record
UCCGAUGUAACCGCAUGAUAAGACGAGCCGGAGGGUGGGCUCGAAUCCUACGAAAGGUAGGUAUAUGAGUAAGCGAAAGUAAUCUCUACUUCAUUCUGAACUAGACUCGAACUCUCCUCCUUUAGUUGCCGUAACUAUCACCACUGAUCGAAACAUGGCAGAGAAUCAGGAGGAGUUAAAAGGUGCAGAUUCGCCUUUGCCGACAGCCACUCGGGAAUUGGGGGCUGUAACGGAUGGAGACACGGAGGUCGUCUCGCGUGGUACCAAGCGAGGCAUCAAGUCGCGCCAGGCACAGAUGCUUGUUAUAGGAGGCACUAUUGGCACCGGCCUUUUCGUAGGCACGGGGCAGGCAUUGGCCAUUUCGGGACCUGCGUUUCUCUUCGCCGCAUACGUAGUGAUAUGCCUCCUAGUUCAGGGCAUCGUCACCGCUAUGGCCGAGGUCGGUGCCUACUUGCCGGUGCAAGGCAUGUCCGUGGCAUACUACGGGAACCGGAUCGUAUCCCCUAGUCUUGGAUUUGCGCUGGGGUGGAUGUAUUGGUACAUCUGGGGGUUGAGCGUCGCCUACGAGAUCACCGCCGCCGCCGUUGUCAUUAACUACUGGCCGAACACGGUACCGGUGGCAGUGUGGAUCACGAUAAUGUUGGUUGUCAUAGUGACCCUAAAUUUCUUCCCCGUAAAAGUUUACGGGGAAUCGGAGUUCUGGUUUGCUUCGAUCAAGGUCUUCGCGAUCAUCGGCCUCUUGGUUCUCUCCGUGGUCUUGUUUUUUGGCGGCGGGCCAGACCAUACUCGUUUGGGUUUUUGGUAUUGGCAAAACCCUGGGGCGACUAAAGAAUACCUCGUUGAUGGUGCUGGCGGUCGUUUCUGUGCUUUUCUUUUCACCCUCGUCUACUCGUGCUUCAGCUUCAACUUCAGCCCCGAGUUGAUCAUCAUCGCGGCAGGUGAGAUGAAAUCUCCUCGCAAAGAUCUUCCGAAGGCCGCAUUACACUUCAUUUGGCGUCUAGCGGUGUUUUACGUCUUCGGCGCCCUUGCUAUUGGCGUCAUAUGUCGCAGUGACGAGCCUGCACUUACGGAUGGUGGUAAAGGAGCUGCCUCGUCUCCCUGGGUUAUUGCUAUCGAGAAGGCCGGGAUUCACGGGCUAGACAGCGUCAUCAAUGCUGUCGUUAUUACUUCAGCCUGGUCGAGUGGAAACUCAGUGCUAUACAUGUCCAGUCGCUCUCUAUACUCGCUUGCUGUAGCUGGGAACGCACCCCAUAUAUUUAGUCGCUGCAAUAAGCACGGCGUACCCGUCUACGCCGUGAUUGCAUCGAGCCUGUUAUCCUUAUUGGCGUACCUAAAUAUCGGCACAGUCAGUGGCAUCGUGUUCAACUGGUUCGUCAGCAUCAUCAAUACGGCGGCGUUUAUAAGCUGGGCAUGCUGCUGUCUUAUAUAUUUUCGCUUUAGGAAGGCAUGCGCCGCGCAAGGUAUUGCUAGGUCGGAUCUGCCGUAUUCAAGUGUCAUGCAACCAUGGGCAGCUUGGGUUGCGCUUGUGGCGUUCUGCCUCUUUGGAUUGUUGAAUGGAUUUUCGGUCUUCUUUCCAGGAAACUUCACCGCAUCAGGCUUUCUUACCUCGUAUAUUGGUAUCCCUGUGUUCUUGUUGUUAUACUUUGGGCAUAGAAUAUGGGCCAAAGACGACCCAUGGAUUAGAACACCUAACUCUGUUGAUCUUAAAACAGGAUUAGCAGACGCACUGGCGGAUGAAGAACUUGAGGUGGUUAUUCAAGAAAGAAAUGCUUCUUUCAAGCGUGCAGGCAAAGAAUGGUUAAGAAAGCUAUACCUCAUAUGGGGAUGGGAAUGAAUGAGAGUAGGUAAGUCAAUCGCAAAACCAACUUCGUAGAUAGGUACCUAUACAUCAUUAAAAACCGUAU